Caenorhabditis sp. 36 PRJEB53466 is the source of this 756-nucleotide messenger RNA. The record is from the annotation of a GenBank genome assembly. Lineage: Eukaryota; Metazoa; Nematoda; Chromadorea; Rhabditida; Rhabditidae.
AUGUUGAUUUCACUCAUCGUCUAUCUCUGCCUUUCGAUCAAUUUACAUGCAGGUAUCAUCACUUCACCGCUCCUGCCCCCUGAGAAAAGCCCGCCAAGUUCAAAUGGGGCCCCGCCCCUUCAGCGUUCAAUUCUUGCAAGUCGCGCGCGCAGUUUUCGCAAAGGUACCGCACGCAUUUCGCUCUUCACUUCGACAGUGAAAAAACAAGCGAAAAAACGUUCGUUGUCGGUUUUUCGUGUAAUUUUUCCGAAAAGAAGAUGCAACAAGGCGACAGAAUACGUUUUGAUAACAAAAAAAAUAAUUUUCUGCUUUAAUUUUCAAGAAUUCGGUGUUCAGAGCAAUGUGUGCGGCACCGUUGCAAAAACUGCGCGCGCUAUUUGCAAGAAUUGAACGCUGAAGGGGCGGGGCCCCAUUUGAACUUUGCGGGCUUUUCUCAGGGGGCAGGAGCGGUGAAGUGAUGAUAUGCUUGUUAGAAUAGAUGGUUGGACCGAUGAACAUAUUAUGUGUCAGCUGAAAUAAGUGCCUACACAUGUUCAUAACUUUCAGAGCAUAUCGGCACCCGCUCGAACAGCGCUUCUUCGACCUCAACAUCAACAAAGACUGCUCUAGAAAGCAGCAGCUUCUCUUCUGCGGACGCGAUCACUUCGUCAUCUUCCCUGAUUGAUGUGAAGGAAGAGCUAGUCAAGAUUGCUACAACAUGUCUGAGCCGAGAAGAUUUCGAAUUGUUAACUGGCAAUGUUCUUAGACACGGCGUAG